GUGGGUCGUGGUGACGCUCGAACGGUGCUGAGGGUGGAACGUAGUGAAGAACGAAUGUUUUUUCUUAAUCUACCAAAAUUUCUACCGAUUAGAGCUUAAUCUAACCCGAUUUCUACCAAAAUUAUAAAAUUAUAUAUCAAAUUAUAUAUUAUAUAAAAUUAUACAUUAUAAUCACCCGUAGAAGAUGUAACAGAUUAAUCCCCAUUUUGCCAUCAGGUACAAACGGGGCGAAUUCAUCCCCUGCAUGAGAGAAGAUGGUAGAUAAAGGGGUUGAAAUGGUCUUAGUAGAUGACCUUCCUGGAUGAUCAACGCAGAUAAUCAAGUUAGAUGAACGAGGUAGAUGAUCCCGACUCUCGAUCACGGUAGAUAAUGUAGGUUCAUUACCUCGAUAGUAGCUUUAGUGAAUAUUUACAGAAGAAUAAAAGAUCCGUAAUGUUCGCUCAGUAGAAGAUUAAAAUAGAUGAUAUUAUCUAUCGGAGUAGCACGGUAGACGAUGAUGACAGAUAUUCAUGGUAGAUGAUCUCUUCUGACCAUCACGGUAUAUGACCCCGAUACAUGCGAUGCGGGUUGCGGCGUUGCUGCUGCUGCCGCUGCUCUGGUCUUUAUCAUGGCCAGCAUCCGCUAUCUUGUCAACCCCCAUCACCAACCCAACAAACUCCUUUAUCACCCCUGCAAACGUAGGUGCUACAAAGAUAAAACCUGCGGGCAUCGCAGUAAACCUCAAAACCUCAUCAGUAAUAUUCGAUGUUUCCUCGCCAACCUCCGAAAUUCAGCCACUCAACCUCUUCGUCGCCCCAACCACCCCCAGCAUCCCCGCACACUUCCCCGAUUCCCAUCUCUCUUCCUCCGGCUUCCCGACCCCGACCACCCAUGUUGGGGGGAACAUAACAAGGGAAACAAAGGAGUCCCCCGAGGGAGCUAGGACUCCGAUAUCAAGGGGACCUCACAUACUUCAAGGCCUCUCUAGCUUCAACAGGGCCGCCAUCAGAACCCGGGACAUGACACUCAGCGUGGACGGGACGAGGCCAGAUGCAGUCAACCCUCAUCAUAACGUUGGCUUCCUCGUGGUCAUCUUGCAUCAGGCGACAGGCCAGCGGCUGGCGGCCCCCCAGCUUGUGCAACCCUGGGCGCUGUCGGGGACGCUGGAGGCGCUGCUGGACGCCGUCCAGCCCGGCAGGAUCGUGCUCAUCGUCCUUAGGCCGUCACCACAAGAGGGGCUGAGUGGAGCCACGGUGCGCCAUCUGCGGGCCCUGGGGUCUGUGUUCGUCCAGCACUUGGCCCCCAACACCGCCUGGUUCUGGGCCUACAUCAAGGGUGGCCCAACCCUCGUCGAGGGCCUUACUGCCCCCAGCAAACUAACUGAGCAGCAGCAGACCACAGCGCUUCACGUGGAGGCCUGGGCGGCUUCAGCAGACCAUGAAGCAGAUUUGUGUCCCGCCUGGCCCCAUGACCCGCCGUGGGACGCGAGACGGGCGCUGUGCGACUCAUACGAGCUAUACGGGGACUUUUGUGACUGCAAACGUCCCUACGUCCCGGACUACAGGGACCAGGUGGGACUUAUUACAUCAAUUUACUCCAUACACCACAGAAGUCUCAAGUCAGUGUUCCGGGCAAGCGGUGUGAGCCUGGCUCGUCUAGUCGUAGUCUCAGACUCAACGUAUUCGGAGUUGGCGUUGCUGUGCAAAGCCCUGCAGCUUCUGCACGUCGUGCUGCCCAACGACAAAGUCUUCGCCGUGGAGAGCAUCGCUCAGCUCUACUCCAGCGCCGUCACCUUCGUCCUGGAACGCUUCCCUGCAACAGACUCCAUGAUAUUCCUGGAAGAUGACGUCGAGGUGUCGCCUGACUUCUUCAUGUUCAUGGCUGCCACGGCCCCCCUCCUCAAGACUGACGCAGGUCUGUACUGCGUGAGCGCCCACAACGACCUCUCGUACGUGCACAACUCCUACAACACCACGAGGCUCCUACGCACGGCCAGCAUGCCAAACUAUGGGUGGUUGGCGCUAACUUCAUUCCUGCUCGAGAUGGUCGAGCUCAUCAACAAGGGAGGUGUGCCGUAUGACUGGGACAUCGGCGUCUACAUGAGCCUGCGACGAGGUCGCGAGUGCAUCGUGCCUGAGGUCUCGCGCUCCUUCCACUUCGGCAGCUCGGGCCUACACUUGGAUCAGUAUGCAUACGCCGCCCUAGAGGCCUGGCAGAAUAUCAACAGGGCGGCGCCCUCCGAAUACGACAUCGACGGGCUCAACCCCGAGAAUCACGAGGUGGCAAUCCACGAAGCCUUCUCACAAGCAAUUUUUCUGGACCCGUCCAAAAAUUCGUUUUGUACAGAAGUGUUGCCGGUUGAUCCUCUGUUGCCGUACGUGUCAACAGGUGCACGUCAAGAGGUGCACGUCAACACCGAUAUUAUUGAAGGUCUUCACCCGUCCCUACAAGUUGCCUGGGUGCGUGAGAUGUUGCCAGAUAACAUCACAGUUGGUGACUUCACCCCAGAAACAAUCCUAGUGAUGUUCUUUGAGAUGAACAACACCGACGAGCUCAUGUCGGACGUGUUCGGGGAGCUGGCUCUGUGUUUACGCGUCCAUUGCUGCACCAUCAGGGAGGCACACAACGGCCUCAUGCGCCUCAGACUAGGACCAGCCCACCUCUACCUAGUGGGGUACCCCACCUCUCCCUACAGCCACUACAAGCCGGACUCACUGCCGGUGUUCCGCUAUCGUCGCUCAAUCCACGGGACGCUGGUGACUAAACUGUCGGAAGCCGUUAAACAGAAGAAGGGCUCGAGAGUUCAGGAGGACUCUGGGAACCCGCAGGAUUCCAUGAUGUUGAAUAACCUAAUGAACGCGGAAGACUCCACGAAUCUUUAAGACUACAUGACUCAGAAGUAUUCGGUGUUUCCGGAGAAGUCUCAAGUGAUUCAAUUCAGAUCACCUGAAAGAACUCAUGAAUAUUCAUAACCACAAGCCCACGAAAGCUUAGCUCCCAUCUCUCUUCUUUGCCUACCAGUCGAAAUAUUUGAGCUGCACCUUCUUGGCUCAUUGUAAGCCAUCCUUGCCUACUUUGGCGGCUAUUUAUCGGUCCUUAUCGGCUACUCUCCUCUCAAUCGCGGACUGGAACGCGGAGGAUUCCAACUCACGAUUACUUACAGCCAGGCACAGCGGCACUGGCGAUCCGUCUCUCGAAAACAGUCAAUAAUGCCAACCUCACUCUUCUCCUCAUCAUGAUUGUGCACUCAGAUUUCCAUGACAUUCCGAUUCACUGGCUUUGCUGCUAUACCGUAGAGGCGGUCUGACGUCCUGCCUUGACAUAGAAAGCAACCCUUCUUCAGAGCAAUUCACACUACAGUCCCCAAAUGGUUAUUAUAUCAUCUGCGCUGCUGGACCACUUCAUCUCAGAUUGUCCGGUCUCCAACAAUGCUUCUUGCCCUGACGACCUCACCAUUUUCGUUUCUACCCAAACGCUCGAUGUUGCGCAGGCGGAUGAAUCCAAAAUUUCCUGACCUGCUGAUGCUCACGAAAGAGGACAUCGUUGCCACCUAUCAGACGAUGAGUCUUAAACCACGCAGCCCCCAUCUCUUACCCUCACUUUCCCUGUUCCUCUCGCGUCGCAAUCCUACAUACUUUUCAGUACUAGGCUGAUGGCGUGCUCCAAUCCUUGAAAUUUUAACAAAAAUUUAUUUCUGUUGGCAAAACGACCUUAAUCGUUUA
Molecule: messenger RNA, 3701 nt
Organism: Hyalella azteca
Lineage: Eukaryota; Metazoa; Arthropoda; Malacostraca; Amphipoda; Hyalellidae
Product: protein O-linked-mannose beta-1,2-N-acetylglucosaminyltransferase 1
Exons: 13
Coding region: 543-2861 (772 amino acids)
Biological process (GO): protein O-linked glycosylation via N-acetylgalactosamine
Cellular component (GO): Golgi membrane
Molecular function (GO): beta-1,3-galactosyl-O-glycosyl-glycoprotein beta-1,3-N-acetylglucosaminyltransferase activity
Source: RefSeq, a predicted model, not a curated record